CUGUACAGUCAGUGUUCGUACAACAACAAGAACAGAAGGAGCAGCAGCCUCACUGUUCAACUGGACGUGUUGUCCUCUCUUCAAGUCUGUCUGCAAAGACACUUUCUCAUCAGAGUUCAUUCAAACAAGGACUGUUUGGUUUUAUCCAGCUGCGAGAUGUUUGCCACAGCUGCUCGAAACUUUGUGGAGGAGGUGGAUCAUGGAGGCUCGCUGAUCCCGGUGUCCUCCCUGAAUGACACUAUUAAUCUUCUGACAGUUGUGGUGAAGCGCAAGCGUUUCUGGAUGUGGCAGAGGCCCAAGUAUAUCCCCACGGAUUUUAACCUCAAUGAUCUGCUUACAGAAGGCACACCUAUAACGCCUGUUGGCAUAGAGACAGACUUCAUCAAAUACAACGGGACAUUUGGUGACAACAUUCAGGGAUCCUUGGAUGCAAACAUUUUGGAUGGCCACAGUUUGAAACUGGAGGGUAAAGACUCUUCAAAACUCCAGUCAUCCUUUGGCAGCUUGAAGAAAGAGGAAGUGGACGUUCAGAAACUGCUGCGAGACUCCAGAGGCAGGCUCUUGGACAUGUCCCAUAGUCUGGUACAUCAGACGAUGGAGAAGCGCAGGCAGGUGUUUGGAGUUGUAAAGGAGCGUAUUUCCACCACCCAGCCUUGCUCGGUCAUAGAGGAGGUGCAGCAGGCGGGGCAAUGUGGAGGAGGACUGAGCUUCUGUGGGCCCAAGAGCCCAAAGGUUUCAUUGAAGGAGAAUGGGAGCUUGAGUAAAGACAGUAACAUUACCAUGGAGAUUCCCAUCCAUACCACCAUCGCCUAUGCCCAAAUAGAGCUAGAAAUCAGACAGGAUGGACACUUUGAGCUGUGUCUGAUGUCGGACACCAAAGGAGGUUUUGAAGUGGAUGGCCCUGCUGGAGGAGCACAGUUGCUUGGUUCAGAAGUUCCUUUGAGCCCGUCGGAAAAUAACCACCUUAGAGAAGAGCUGGAGCGACUGAGAGAUCAUUUCAGCCUUCUAUCUGCUCUCCCGGCCGUCACAAGGUCCUCUCUGCUCCAGCACUUACUUAAAGUCAUGGAACACAAAGAGGCUGUCAGUUCACUUCAGCAUGUGCUGGAACAGAAGUGCAAGGAUGAGAGACCUGCCCUGGAUGAGACUACAGCCUCAGAAUCUUAUAACCAGAACAUCCAAGCAAUCUUGGACCUUUUGGAGCAGCCAGAGUCAGCUCAGGCAAACCCAUCCACAUCUGUCCUCAGUGCCCUUCACCUCAUUACCAGCGCCAUUGAUGAGAUGUCACUUGAAUGCCAUGCUAUCUUGGGGAUGUGCUGCAGUGUCACAUGGUUACCGGCUCUGGAGCGACUGGUACACUGUGUAUCAGGGAAUGGAGAGUUACCUUUGAGCAACGCAGAUGCAGCUGCACUAACAGACGACAUCUAUGCAAAGACUAGUUAUCUAUUUGCCUCUUCUAACAUUUCCCUGAAGAGAGAUGGGGACAAGAUGAAGACAGAAAUACACCAACAGCCAGGACACCGCCCUCUGGUUCUGUGUAUUGCUAUUAAAGGUCUUGCGUCGUUGGCCAAGGAAGCUUGAACUUAAGAUUCAAUUUUUCCACCAAAAAUGGUACUACAUUGGAAAGAGGUAAAAGUCUUUUAUCAGUGUUUUGACUCAUUUUAAUAAACUAUGAAGUUCUCUAAAAACCCAUCUCUGUGCUGGUGCUGAAGUCAUCAGUAGAUUGAUUUCUUUUAGGGUUUGAAAUUUGGACUGUUUCUUAAUCAAAAUAAAUAUUUUAAAGACAUCAUCUCAGGCUCUCGGGGGGGGGGGGGGGGGAGUUUUCACUGACAUAAUGUCCUUUUUAAGUAAAAUUGUUUGUUUUAACUGUAAAAUAAUACAUUUUGAAUUUAGAGUUUUUUUUACCCUACUAAUGUUCCUUUUAGCCAAUCAAAGAUUGUUCACAUUAAGUUUAAACUAUUAAAAAUAGAUUCUUUUCAAACAAUGUUGAGCUGCCUCAAUAGAUUGGCCAUCAACUACAAAAAUAAUUACAUUAUUAUGAUCAUUUAUUCAGCUUGAGUAAUUUAAGAAAAAUUGUGGACUAAAUAAGAUACUCAGUGACUUUAUCUUGGGGUUUGAGAAACCUUAAUCAAUAUUUUUUUAUCUUUAUGUCAAAAAAUCACAUUUAAAAAUUAAUAGAAUAAUGAAGGGAUUCACCCAGAAUUAAAUAAGCAAAUUGGACUUGAAGUUUUAACGGGUAUCUACAGGUGGCAUCAGCAAUGACAUUUCUUGUCUAGAAAUAAAUGAAACAGGCACCUGGUUCUGAUCGCUCUAUUAAAGGUGAUGCCAAAGAAGGAAAUGUUACGGGUGACGACUACCUUGCAUAUUGUUUUUCCUUGUUUUGCAUAUUUGCAUUUUCAUUUCAGUAUGAUUUUUAAAUAAUCAUCUUUAAAAACAAACAAAUAGUAAUUAAAUAUAAUAAUAACAAUCCAACUCUCAAGCUGUGCGAUAUCUUGUGUUUUCAAUCUUUUUAAAUAAAAAUGUUGGUCUUUAAUAACUAAGCUUUUUUUUUGUUUUACAAAAUAGUCAAUGGUUUGGAAGUCUUACAAAACCAUAGUACCUAUAAAGAAAUUGAUCUGUGAAGAGUUCCAACAACAAACCUCAAUGUGAAAAACUUUUAUGUAUUAAUGCCAUUUGAUAUUAAAGUUUGGAGGGGUCUUUAAUUGUU
Molecule: messenger RNA, 2704 nt
Organism: Labrus bergylta (ballan wrasse)
Lineage: Eukaryota; Metazoa; Chordata; Actinopteri; Labriformes; Labridae
Gene: gsdme
Product: gasdermin E
Biological process (GO): programmed cell death
Cellular component (GO): cytoplasm
Source: RefSeq, a predicted model, not a curated record